AUGUCGACCGAUGUGAAAAACCUGGAGGGUCUCCACACCCUACAUGUCAAACGCCAUGUCACCCCAACUUCUUCUGGCUCCACUGUGGUGAGCUACGCUAAGGACCUGNGGGACGGUCCUGUCCUGUGGCUCGUCCAUGGCUACCCUCAAUCUGCCUACAUUUGGCGUCAUGUACGAUCCUACAAAUCGCUCAAAAUGCCAUCCUUAUUAAUCAAGUCAUCAGNNAUUAUCCCUCAAGUGCAGGACAAAAUCUCCCUAUUCGUUCCUGAGGCCGGGGUUGCCGCCGUCGGCGCCGCUCUGCUUGAGGCGAGCCACAAACUGUUCCCUAACCGUCCCAUCAUUUUAGCCGGCCACGACCGCGGUGCUCGCGUCUGUCAUCGUCUUGCUGUUUCCAAUGCCCAUCCACCUCAAGAUGACUCUGCCAAUCUGCAUUCUUAUAAACUCCUAGGCACUGUUCUGCUUGACAUUGUGCCUACCCUGAUCCAGUGGCAGUCUUUUGCUCAUCCUUUGGCCAGCGCCGCUUACUUUCACUGGCCAUUCCUGGCAUCUCCUGUCGCAGCAGACAUGAUUGAAGCCUUUGGUGCUGCCAAAUGGACACGCCUCGGCCUCGACCGCAUCUGUGGAGACAAUCCCGAAGGUCGUAAAGCAAUGCAGUCCGACGACGCUUGGGAGGUAUACGAGACAUUACUCUCAAAACGUGAAGCCAUUGAAGGUUCAUGUGCCGACUACGCAAGCGGCUGCUACGAUGAGCCUCCUCUCCAGGAAGCUGACCAGCGUGAGGGCCGCAAGAUCCAAGGUCCUACGCUUGUCAUGUGGAGUAAAGCCAGACUGGGCAAAAUGCAUGGCGGUGACCUUGGAUCCAUCUGGAAGAAUUGGGUUCAAGAUGCUUCCUCGCUGACCGCCGAAGGCGUUGGUGAUGAUGUUGGACAUUAUCUGCCUGAGGAGGCAAGCACCAUCAUCGGAGCAGCCAUCAAAGACUUUGUCGACAAGUUGACAAAGUGA
This is a messenger RNA of Aureobasidium musti, 1002 nucleotides long. The record is from the annotation of a GenBank genome assembly. Lineage: Eukaryota; Fungi; Ascomycota; Dothideomycetes; Dothideales; Saccotheciaceae.